Messenger RNA from Aspergillus uvarum CBS 121591, 1264 nucleotides. RefSeq names its product nitronate monooxygenase. NCBI's taxonomy places the organism in Eukaryota, Fungi, Ascomycota, Eurotiomycetes, Eurotiales, Aspergillaceae. The transcript has a single exon. Gene Ontology annotation, molecular function: nitronate monooxygenase activity. Bases 33 to 1103 code for a protein of 356 amino acids. The record is from RefSeq and is a predicted model, not a curated record.
CACCACUGCGCAGACUAUUCCGUACACUCACCAUGGCCCGCCAGUAUCGACUUACAACCACCCUCGCCCGCGCCUAUCCCUGGGUGAAAAGCCCCUGGGUGGUCAGCGCGCCAAUGCGGGUGAUGGCAGGCCCGGCGUUGGCGGUCAGCGUCUCACAAGCGGGCGGCCUCGGCUUUCUAGGCCCUCGAGUGAAAACCCACGAGAUGCUGUCCGAUUUGCAAGACACUUCCGACCGUGUCAAAGCCCUGCAACAUCAGCCAUGGUCCGAGAGUUCCCUGCUUCCCAUCGGCGUGGGGUUUCAGCUGUGGAGUGACGAUCAGGAGAUUGCCAUCGCCGCGAUUGAGCAAUUCAAACCGUGUGCCGCUUGGUUAUACGCCCCUCGCGACCCGCAACGCGACUACGAUCUAUGGUCGCGUCGGAUUCGCACCGUCUCCGCUCAAACCCAGAUCUGGAUUCAGAUCGGGACUCUGGCGGAGGCCAGGGAGCUGCUGCGAGGCCAGGAAUUGCCCGACGUGAUUGUCGUACAGGGGGCGGAGGCAGGAGGCCACGGUCGGGCCCACGAUGGACUAGGGUUGAUCACGCUUCUCCCCGAGGUCGCCGAUUUGGUGGCCGGUCGGAUCCCUCUCUUCGCAGCGGGAGGCAUUGCGGAUGGGCGCGGUGCUGCGGCGGCUCUCUGUCUAGGAGCGUCCGGGGUGGUGAUGGGGACCCGAUUCCUGGCCGCUGAAGAAGCCCGCAUCAGUGCCGGAUACCAGCAGGCAAUUGUGCGCGCCAGCGACGGGGCCACCUCGACAACCAAGACCUUGCUGUACAACCAUCUACGUGGCACGAUGGGCUGGCCAGCGGAGUACAGCCCCCGAACCAUCAUCAACCAGUCCUUCAUCGAACAUCAGCAGGGGCGCCCGUUCGAGGAGCUGAAGGCACUUCACGAUCAAGCCCUCCAGGCGGGCGACAGUGGCUGGGGGCCAGCUGGUCGACUGGCCACCUACGCUGGAGCAUCCAUUGGCUUAAUCCACGAGGUGCAGGGUGCCCCCACCAUUAUCAAGCAGGUGCAAGAAGAGGUCCAAGCGAGGUUAUCGGGGGAUGGGGGUGCAGACAAAUAUUAGAUGGUUGGUCCGGGUGGAUUGGAAAACCACCCACUACAGCAGUGUAUGUGCAAUCAAUAAGUACGUUAAGUGAUAAAUAACGGGUAAGUCAGCAGCAGCAGCAGCAGCAUCAGUAGCAGUAGUUGAUUGAUUGAUUAUUUGUUUGUUUGUUUGUGGGGGAA